This is a messenger RNA of Heterostelium album PN500, 2433 nucleotides long. RefSeq lists its product as uncharacterized. Gene Ontology annotation, biological process: lipid transport; transmembrane transport. The coding region runs from base 1 to 2433 and encodes 810 amino acids. NCBI's taxonomy places the organism in Eukaryota, Evosea, Eumycetozoa, Acytosteliales, Acytosteliaceae. Gene Ontology annotation, molecular function: ATP hydrolysis activity; lipid carrier activity; ABC-type transporter activity. Gene Ontology annotation, cellular component: intracellular membrane-bounded organelle; membrane. The transcript has 4 exons. The record is from RefSeq and is a predicted model, not a curated record.
AUGAGUUCAAGAUGGAGACAAACUAAGAUUCUUUUAAGAAAGAAUUUUAUUUUAUUGAGAAGAGGAUAUAGAAGUACUAUUAUGCAAAUUUUAGUACCAUUUUUAUUUGUUUUCUUUUUAUGGAUUUUACAAUUUGGUAUAAAAGCAAAUAAUAAAAAUGAUGCUUCAACUUUAGUUUUUAGAAACCCAGAUCCAGAAAUAAUUUCAUCACCACCAAGAUGUUAUAUAGGUGAAGAUAAGGAUAGUUGCUAUACUUUGACGUAUGUAAGUGAUAAUCCAACUGGUGAUUGGGUAGUUCAACAGAUUUCCAGUAAAUAUGCGAUUCCUCAAGCAGAGAUUAGAAAAUUCGAUAGCGUUCAGAAUAUGAAUGGUUACAUCGAUGCCAACCAUAAUAUGACAACUGCCAGUUUAGUUUUCUUGACCGAUCCAAUCACCAAUAUCAUUCAUUAUGCAGUUCAGUACAACAAGACUACCGAGUAUUCAAAGCAAAAGGAAAUUAAAAAGGGUACCUAUAUUGAGUUGCCAUGGAUCAAUGCAGUGGAACAACAGUUACAGUCCAACUUUUCCAAUGGACAAAAGAGCUACGCUAUCGAUUUCGUACAAUUUCCACAUCCCGAGUUGGUAGUUGAGGAUAUCAUCAAGGAUAUGGGUCCAAUCUUUUUCUUUGCAGCACUGAUGUUCAACGUAGUCAUUCAGUUGGGUCAAAUCGUUUUAGAGAAGGAGUUAAAACUUCGUGAGGGAAUGAAUAUGAUGGGUCUCAAGGAUUCCGUCUAUUGGUUCACAUGGACCGUCACAAACAUCCUCGUCAACGUUAUCUCUUGUUUCGUUUUGGUAGCAGCUGGAUAUAUAUUCCAAUUCGAUUUCUUUAAAAAGAAUAACUUUGGUACUUUCUUUGUUUUAUUCUUAUUGUUUGGUAUUUCCAUGGUUACUUUUGUAUUCUUUUUAAGUACAUUAAUUAAAAGAGCUGAUAUUGCAACAUCAAUUGGAUUUGUUAUUUUCUUGAUUGGUAUUAUUAUUCAAGGAUUUGCAUCGGUUGCAUUCCAAGAGGAUUUCUAUGUUGCAGUUAGAGUGAUUCUAUCAUUCUUGCCGUUUGCUUUGCUGUCCAAAGGUAUAUCUGAUCUUUCAGAUACAAGUGGUGGUUCAACAUCGGGUGGUAUGAAAUGGAGUGAUAUCGAUAAGGGAUUCUUUUCGUUAAAGACCAACUAUUCAUGGAUGAUCAUCGAUUUCUUCUUUUACUUUUUGUUGGCACUCUAUUUGGACAAUGUACUGCCAUCGCUAUACGGUACUUCCAAGGGACCUUUCUUCUUUUUGAAGCCAUCCUACUGGGUAUGGAAACCAUCGAAACCAAAGGUUGAGAAGAAGAACAAAAAGAAUGAACAAACAGAGGAUCACAAUGAAGAUGAGGAUAUCGUAAGAGAACGUGAGAACGUUUUGAAUGACAAUUUGCCAGAGGAUACCGCCGUAAAGUUUAUAAAUCUUCGUAAGGUCUACACUUCAUCGUCGGGUUGUUGUGGAUGCACAAAGAAGCAGUUUGUUGCAGUCAAAGGAACUUGUCUAUCGAUUGGAAACGGUCAACUCUUUGUACUCCUCGGACACAACGGUGCCGGUAAGACAACAACAUUCAAUAUGAUGACCGGUCUUUUCUCACCAUCGUCCGGUGAUGCUUUUGUAUUUGGUAAUUCGAUUGUACACAACAUGCCAGCCAUCCGUAAGGAUAUGGGUGUUUGUCCACAACACGAUAUUCUCUGGUCGGAACUCACUGGACGUGAGCAUCUCGAGAUCUACGCUGCUUUCAAGGGUAUUCCAGAGGACAGAAUCGCCGCUGAAGUCGAAGAGCGUCUCAAGGAUGUAGAGUUGGGUGCAGCUGCUAAUCUUCCAACCGGAAAGUACAGUGGUGGUAUGAGAAGAAGAUUGUCUACGGCUAUCGCUUUGAUUGCCGAUCCAAAGAUUGUAUAUCUCGACGAACCAACCACCGGUAUGGAUCCAGUAUCGAGACGUCAAGUUUGGAAUCUCAUUGAGAAGGUAAAGAAGGGUCGUGUCAUCAUUCUCACCACUCACAGUAUGGAAGAAGCCGACGUUCUCGGUGAUCGUAUCGCCAUCAUGAAGAAAGGAAAACUAGUGUGUCUCGGUACAUCUCUGAGAUUGAAGAAUAAGUUUGGUGCAGGAUAUCGUUUGGUUGCAUUGAUCGACCCAACCAAGAUGAACGCUGCCGACGACGUUAUCAAGUUCUUUGAAAUGCAUCUUUCGAUACGACCAAUCGUUCAAAGCAUUGGAUCACUCGAAUACAACGUUCCAAGAGAACAACUAAACGGUUUAAUGUCAUUUUUCGAAAAAUUAGAACAUGCCAGAUCAAUGUUACCAAUCAUUGAUGUUCAAAUUAGUAUGACAACACUUGAAGAGGUAUUCCUUACAAUUGCUGGUCAUGAUGAAUAA